AUGUCCCCACCGGAAGCCCCUAGAGAGUCUCUGGGAAUCGUCCUGAUACACGGAGGAUUCCACCGUCCCUCCUGCUUUGACCUCGCCAAAGCCCGCCUUAAAGAGUCUGGCUUCUCACCCGUCGUUGCCGUCCGGCACCCCAGCGUUGGAUACAACAACAAACUCACGGCAGAGGAUGACGCCCGCAAUAUCCAGGUCGAACUGAAGCCUUACCUAGACCAGGGAAAGGAGUUUCUUGCCAUCGCACACUCCUACGGCGCCGUCCCUGUGAUCAUCGCGGCACGGGGCUACUCAGUGCCCGAAAGAGCUUCCCGUGGCCAGAAAGGCGGUAUUCGCACUAUUGUCUUCAUAGCAGCGAAUGUGCCCCCCAAGGCUGGCGAAAGCGCUCUGAGCGUCCUUCCCCCGGGCGUAGACAUCGUCGAUGUGGCUGAUGGGCUGAUGUCGGCAAAUGCCAAAGCCAAGGCUGCUUUCUACGGCCCCGAUAUGCAAGACGGCAUGGCAGAGAAGUGCAUGGCAGAUUUGCUGCCCCAGUCGCUGGAAGCAUUGGUGGGCCCUACACCUCUCGGUGCGGACACUCUCACUGUCCCAGCUUAUUAUAUCAUUUGCGAGAAAGACCGAACGGUACCUCCCGCUACACAGGAGUAUCUUGCCUCGACUAUCAAAUCCUUGAAGAGGGUGCUUCGGAACCCCGGUGGGCACUCGGCUUUCAUCACGGAGGUUGAGAAGUUUGUCGAGCAAAUCAAUGAGAUUGCAGACGAGGAGGCUGAUACCGCUUGA
Molecule: messenger RNA, 777 nt
Organism: Colletotrichum graminicola M1.001
Lineage: Eukaryota; Fungi; Ascomycota; Sordariomycetes; Glomerellales; Glomerellaceae
Exons: 1
Coding region: 1-777 (258 amino acids)
Source: RefSeq, a predicted model, not a curated record